This is a messenger RNA of Melitaea cinxia (Glanville fritillary), 2422 nucleotides long. Its product is annotated as transducin beta-like protein 3. The transcript has 2 exons. Gene Ontology annotation, cellular component: small-subunit processome; 90S preribosome; nucleolus. Gene Ontology annotation, molecular function: U3 snoRNA binding; protein binding. Gene Ontology annotation, biological process: endonucleolytic cleavage to generate mature 5'-end of SSU-rRNA from (SSU-rRNA, 5.8S rRNA, LSU-rRNA); endonucleolytic cleavage in 5'-ETS of tricistronic rRNA transcript (SSU-rRNA, 5.8S rRNA, LSU-rRNA). The record is from RefSeq and is a predicted model, not a curated record. The coding region runs from base 1 to 2394 and encodes 797 amino acids. Lineage: Eukaryota; Metazoa; Arthropoda; Insecta; Lepidoptera; Nymphalidae.
AUGGCCAGCUUGCUAAAAGAAGUGUACGAGAAAACAAAUGAAUUUGAAGCUUUCUUUACCGGUGGUGAUAUCCAGUGGACAACAGAUGGUGGACAUUUUUUAUGUCAGUACAACAAUGUUAUUAAAGUUAUUGAUGUUAACACACAAUGCAAUACUCUGACCAUUGGAGAAUCAGUGGAAGAGAAGGAUGACAGUGACCAAAUAUAUACAUUUAAAAUGUCAAAUGACAAUCAAACUAUAAUAUCUGCACAUAAAAGUGGAUUAUUGAAACUCUGGAACCGAGAAACUGGAGGACAACUAAAAGUAUGGAGAUCUGGUCACAAAGGUGUAGUUGCAAAGUUAGCUUUUGAUUCUACUGAUAACAACGUAGCAUCUGGUGGGACUGACGGAAACAUUAGACUUUGGGAUAUUAAUCACCACACAUGUACCAGUAGUUUAAAAGGUGCAAUGGGAGUAUUUACUGUUCUUAAAUAUCAUCCAGAUCUUUCUAAACAACUUAUUUUUGGGGCUGCUGAUGAUACAAAAAUAAGAUCGUGGAAUUCUAAAACUGGUAAAGAUUCUGUGAUAUAUUCCGGUCAUUUUAGUAAAGUUACUUCAUUGCUAUUUACUGCUGAUAAUGAAUACAUGGUUAGUUCGGGAAGGGAUAGAGUUUUGAUACUUUGGAAACUUGGUGAAAGUAAAGCUCUUAGAGUUGUACCUGUUUAUGAAAGUAUAGAAACUACGAUUCUUAUGCCACCAUCUUUCAAAAUACCAAACUUUAAAAAGAAAGUAGAGACUGAAGGUAUAUAUGUCGCAUGUGCUGGUGAAAAAGGUAUUGUCAAAAUAUGGAACAUACAAACGAGUCGUCUUAUGUUUGAACAAUCAAAUAGUCUUGUAUCUGAAGCUGCUGAAGACGGUGGACUGGCAAUCACACAUUUACUCUUCAAUGAAGCUCGAAAUAUGGUAUCAGUUGUUACCGUUGACCAUAACAUUAUAAUUCAUGAUUUGGAAACAUUCACAUGUAUGAAACAAAUGAUUGGAUUCACAGAUGAAAUAUUAGAUAUAGUAUUUCUCGGUAAAGAUGAAUCACAUAUUGUUGUUGCUACAAAUAGUAGAGAUUUAAAAUAUUACGAACUAGGAAGUAUGGACUGCAAGUUAUUGAAAGGUCAUACUGAUAUUGUUUUAGCUUUAGCAACGUUUCCUACAAGGCCUGAUCUUUUUAUAUCUUCUGGUAAAGAUAAUACUGUUAGAAUAUGGGUUCAAGGCAGUGACAAUGAAAUUAAAUGUUUCGGUGUUGGAACAAGGCAUACUGCUUCUGUAGGCUCUGUUUUCACUUCGCAAACAUCUCAUGCGUUUUUUACUUCUGUGAGUCAAGAUAGUUGUCUAAAAAUCUGGAGUGUUCCUAAAGAAAUGGAUGCUCCUGAUCAAAAAAUUGUAUCAAGUCAUACUGAACUGGCUCAUAAUAUGGAUAUCAACUGUGUUGCUGUGUCACCCAACGACAAAAUAAUAGCAACUGGGUCACAAGACAAAACAGCUAAGCUUUGGAGUGAAGAAUUAUCAUUAUUAGGAGUGCUUAAAGGUCACAGAAGGGGUAUAUGGUGUGUAAGAUUUUCACCUGUAGAUCAAGUAGUUUUAACAUCUUCAGCUGAUAGCACUUUAAAGUUGUGGUCAAUUGCAGACUUAAGUUGCCUAAAAACUUUUGAAGGCCAUGAAAGCUCUGUUCUAAAAAUUGAGUUUCUUAGUAAAGGUCAACAGAUUAUAUCAAGUGGAGCAGAUGGUCUUCUUAAGCUUUGGAAUAUAAAAACUUCUGAAUGUAAAAUGUCUCUUGAUAACCAUGAUGGAAAGAUCUGGUCUAUGACUGUUAGUAAAAAUGAGUCUCUAAUAAUAACAGGUGGGUCGGACUCCAAAAUGGUGACCUUAAAAGAUGUGUCUGCAGAGAGACGAGAAAAAUUGGCUAAAGAGCGAGAAGAAUUAAUUUUACAAGAACAAGAAUUGAUGAAUUUAUUACAUGAUAAGAAACUAGUCAAAGCUUUAAGACUAGCAUUACGCAUGGAAAGACCUUUACAUGUAUUGAAAAUUAUUAAUGAAGUUUUAAAAGUUGGACAUGAAAAGUUAUCUGAGACCUUGAAAGAAAUAAAUCAUACACAAAAAGAGACAUUAUUAAAAUUUGCAGCAGAAUGGAAUACAAAUAAUAAAAACUGCCAUGCAGCUCAGCUUGUGUUUCAUAUAUUAGCACCAGAAAUUAUUUCAGGCAAUUUAAUAGUACCAUCAUUAUCAAGUUUCGUUGAAGGUGCCUUGCCUUAUACUGAAAGACAUUUUGAAAGAUUGACAAAUUUGUUACAAGAUCUUAAUUUUAUUUCUUAUACUGUAAAUAGUAUGCAACCACAUCCUGUAAAAAAUAUGGAUCAAGAUUAAUUCUUAAAAUUAUUUAACUGAAUCAUAA